Messenger RNA from Cyphellophora attinorum, 2007 nucleotides. RefSeq names its product Serine/threonine-protein kinase prp4. The record is from RefSeq and is a predicted model, not a curated record. The transcript is spliced from 3 exons. Gene Ontology annotation, molecular function: ATP binding; protein serine/threonine kinase activity. Gene Ontology annotation, biological process: mRNA cis splicing, via spliceosome; peptidyl-threonine phosphorylation; peptidyl-serine phosphorylation. Lineage: Eukaryota; Fungi; Ascomycota; Eurotiomycetes; Chaetothyriales; Cyphellophoraceae. Bases 1 to 2007 code for a protein of 668 amino acids.
AUGACAGAAAGGUUAACCGUCAUACCAGACAAUACUCAGCUCCACGAUCUCCAGCAGCUAGGUCCCGCCGCUCUCGAAGCCGAUCGCCAUAUCGCGCACCACGAGGAGAGAAACGCGGUCGGCAGGAUGACCAUGGCCCCGACCGAUCCCGCCACGAUCCCCGAACGUUUCACGAAUGGUCAGAAGGUAGAUCAGUCGAACAAUCACAACGACCGGAAGGCACGAGUGACUCAGAUUCAGCCGUCAUCGAAGGCAGCAACCUCGUCUGCUGUUCCGAGCAUAUUGAGCCAGGAGCCACAAGCAGAGACAUCGCAGAGUGACAAAACCUAUACAGAUCAGCCAGAGGAGCAUGAGCCGAUACCUGUGAUGGACGAAGCAGCCAUUAUCGAAGAGCGCCGCAAGCGGCGAGAAGCGAUGAGGGAUAAGUAUCGCGGGCAGGCCACACCACUACUUGUUCAAGCACUUCACCUCAACGCAGAUUCCAAUCGAGACACCCCAGGACCCACAGCAUCGGAGGGCGCCAGUCCCGCGGCGUCAACGCUGGGAGUGGUCGAUAAUGGCAGUCCACGAAGCCGAGAGCUUACACCGGCCUCACCUCGCAGCCCGCAAGUCAACAGCCAAGCUUCACCUGCCAGAUCUUCGGGCCAAGAUGACAUGUUCGCUGAUGGCGACCCCGAAGAGGAUGGACCAUCUGCUGCUGACUAUGACCCAACAGCUGACAUGCAAGACGAGCGUGCUCGCCACGACAGCAGAUUGUUCAAGGAAGACGAUAAAUCCAUCGAGGAAGCGGAAAAGCAAGUAGAAAUUCACGCCUCGAUCGAGGGCGACGAAGCACCGCCCAAAGCCCGCGAGUUUGACAUGUUUGCCGAUGACGACGAUGACGACAUGUUCGCAGAAGAAGCCCCGGCCAGGCCAUCAAACGCUACCGCGGUAGCUCCCAAAGGUGCACAAGCUCUCGAUGCUCGCCUGAUGGAUAAUUGGGACGACCACGAAGGCUACUACAUCACAAUACUGGGCGAGCUGAUUGACAACCGUUACAGCGUUACAGAUACUCUAGGCCGGGGCAUGUUCGCGUCAGUGAUCAGAGCGACGGAUUCGAAAACUAACAUGCCUGUUGCCAUCAAGAUAGUGCGUAACAACGAGUCGAUGAGGAAGGCCGGCGCAAAAGAGCUUGACAUCCUCCAGAACCUCGCCGCCAACGAUCCCGACGACAAAAAGCACGUCGUCCGACUACUGCGAUCCUUCGACCACAAAGGCCAUCUCUGCAUGGUCUUCGAGAACAUGUCAAUGAACUUGCGUGAAGUUCUCAAGAAGUUUGGGCGUGACAUCGGUAUCAACAUCAAAGCCAUCAGGGCCUACUCCCAACAGCUGAUGCUCGGUCUCAGUCUUCUGAAGAAGUGUCAGUACAUUCAUGCCGACUUGAAGCCAGACAACAUCCUCGCGAACGACGCCCACAACCUGAUUAAAAUUGCUGAUCUUGGCUCCGCCAGUCCCAUUACUGAGAACGCCACCGCGCCCUAUCUAGUCUCUCGCUUCUACCGUGCUCCCGAAGUCAUCCUCGGCAUCCCCUACGACUUCGGCAUCGACAUGUGGUCUGUCGGCUGCACACUAUUCGAGCUCUACACCGGCAAGAUCCUUUUCACGGGACGCAACAAUAACAACAUGCUCAGAGCCAUUAUGGACUGCCGCGGAAAGUUCCCACAUAAACUGCUUCGUCGUGGCGCAUUGAUAUACGAACACUUUGACGACCUGCUCAAUUUCAGAUCUCAGGAGACCGAUAAGGUCACGGGCAGAGUGGUCAUGAAGCUAGUGGAUAUCAAGGCCAAGCCAGUACGUGAUCUGCGCUCGCGGCUUAUGCCCAAAGGGAAGAAGAUGGAUGAUCAGGAGAGGAAAGAGCUGGAGAUGUUUCUCGACUUGUUAGACAAGUGUCUGGAUCUACGACCAGAGAAAAGGAUUACGCCGACGGAGGCUUUGAAGCAUCCAUUCAUCAUGCGUCCGAGGGUGUGA